Messenger RNA from Arctia plantaginis, 3252 nucleotides. NCBI's taxonomy places the organism in Eukaryota, Metazoa, Arthropoda, Insecta, Lepidoptera, Erebidae. The record is from the annotation of a GenBank genome assembly.
AUGUCGAAAGUUUCAAGCAAAAGGUCCAGAAAAUCAAAGUUGACGUGUCGUAAAUAUGAAAUUGAGGAAAAUAUGGCAGACUUCCAGAAAUCGUCAACGAAUAAUGCGAAUACAAAGCCUAAGGCAAAAGCGCCUCUCGCAUCAACAACACAAACAUAUGACGACUUUGAAGCUCUCAUUGAUUCUCAAAAGAAACCUAAAGAAGUCGAUCCACAUAAAUUAGAAUUUUCCGUGACCGUAGCAGUUGAAGAGUUUGAUGAAGAUAGCUCGGAUUUAAUUAUAAUUGAAACAAACGAACAGUCUACUGUUGAAGUAAUAUCUUCAGACUCGGAAACGAAUGACACGGUUAAAGAUGAACACACCAAUAGACUGGUCUCGGUUGAAGAUAAAGAAUAUGCAAUUGAUUUACCUGGAAAGUUACAAGCAGAAUUAGUCUUAGAUAGAAAUGAAAUACUCAAUGCAACAAACGAAAUACUAAAAAAUCCAGAGAACAUUGCUGACAAAAUUCUCGGUAUUGAAGUUAGAAACUGUAUUGGACAGUACCGCACAAGUUUCGAAGAUAAAUUCGAAGCUAAAAUUCAAAGUGUGUUCCUUAAGUGGUUCGAUUGGCAAAAAUCAAUCGAAAUGAAAUUCAGAAGCUCGCCCUUAUUCUAUAAAUGUUAUAUAUGUAAAAAAUCUUGGUGGUAUUUACACGAUUUUCGAGAACAUUUAAAAGGCCAUGCUAAGUUUAUCUUGGAUUUAGAAGAAUAUACAACACAUGAAGCAAAUAUUAUAGCUUAUUUAAAUGUUAAUAGUAUUGUUGAUACAGAAUUUGAAGCAGAGGGUGGUUGUCCCAAGUGUGGUUAUGAAUUUGCUACGCAUAUAUCGUCUACUAGAAAGAACUCAACAUAUAUUUGUAAAGUAACUAGUUGUUACCGAAUAUUUUACACGUGUUUUGCUUUAAAAACUCACGAAUAUAUGUUUCAUACUACCGCCGAUUUUACUGGUGAGAUACUAGACGCUGGUAAACGUGUAUUUUGCAAAGUUUGCAGUUUUGUUUUCUAUUCACAAAAGUCAUACCAAUCUCAUGUGAAUUUGAUGCACACUGUUCGGUCAGAUCUAGUUGUUCCUGUCAGAUUAAAUAAUUGUCCUCUGUGUAAUGGGCAAAUUUUAUUAGGGACGUAUCAUAUUUGUUCAGAGAAAAAAAAAAAAUUGCAGUGUAAACUUUGCUACAGAAGUUUUCAGAGGGGUCGAGAACUUAGAGCCCAUAUGGCAGCCCAAAAUGGUCUCUUCAAGUGUAGAAUCUGUGAUGAAUUACUGUCAAGACGAUGUGUGGAAGCCGAGCAUCUGAUGAAGCAUACUGAUAAAUUUGUUAUUGUGAAGAAAUGUUUAAUAUGUAAAGAUUUUACAGUAUUCUUGGAUCAUCAGACAGCUUUUGAUCAUAUAUCUGUUCAUUUGAACAUGAUGUAUGAAGGCAGCAACUACAAAUAUAUAAGCAAAAUUCUGAUCCCAAAAUCGUGUCUUCUUCAACAUUUGGAACCUAAGAUUGAAGUUAAAGAGGAACUAAGUGACGUCGUCUCAGCUCCAGAAUUAAAAAUUGAGCAAGAUAUCAUAGACGGUUUUGAAACUGACGCUGGUGAUGAGAACAAAGUCCAAAUCAAAGAAGAGAUUGAUAUACACGAGGAUUUCGAAUCGGACUUCGUGAAAGAAGAAGUUGUGCUAAAAACAGAAGCGGACUUGGAAAUUUCAAGAAUAUUCGGUGUAAAAAUUGACGCGAGCGACAUUGAUAUAAAGCAAGAAAUGCAAGUUGACGAAGAAUCUGAAUACGAAGACGACAUUAUAAAACUAGAUUUCCUGGACACAAUGCAAGAAUCCGUUGAAUACUCCACGCAAGACUGUAUAUUAAAGGUAGAAAAUACUACACAGGGAACGCAAAAAGCUCAAGAAGACAUGCGAGAUGACGAAGAAGAUAAACAAGUCGAUGAAGAAUAUGACCAAGAAGAAGAUGAUAUGGAAGAGGGAAAUUUGAAUAGGAAGCGUAAUAAAAUGCCUAAGAUUUAUAGUUGCCGUAGAUGCGGCUUUGCCGCUGCCCAUAAAGAAUACAAAGCUCAUAUUAAAUCGCAUUGCUAUGAAAAAUUAUAUGAAAGAAAAAUAUACUCAUGUACAAAAUGUUCAACCAAUUUUGAGAAAUUUAAUAAGUUCAUUGAUCAUUUUACUAAGCAUAAUCUCAGUCCGCUAUCGUGCCCGGAAUGUUUUAAAUCUUUCAAGUCUUACAAAACAAUAGAAUUACAUAUAGAAACCCAUAUAAGAAUGACAUAUGUCACCGUUCAGAAAAAAUCAGGGUGGAAGAAGGAAUCAAAUAUCUAUUACAAGUGUAGAAUUUGUGAGGAGACCGUUGAAAAGAUAGACUUCUUUCAGCAUUGGGUUGGGCAUUUGACGUUUAAAGAGAAAACAGAAGAUCAUUCGGAGAAACCUGAUGUCUCAGACAGUUAUCAAAUCAAUACAGAAAUGCUGGAUGAACUAUUGCAGCGUCUCCUAUCUCCAGAGCCUAUUUGCCGAAGAAGAGGCUGUCCGAUCUGUCUUAGACACUUUGAUAGAAAAAAUUACUAUAAACGCCAUCUAGUGGAACAUCUGCUAAACCACGCAUAUUCCCAACACUAUUUGCAUAAAGAACUCAAGUGUCAAAUAUGUGAAAAGGGUUUUUACAAACCGGAUGCUUAUAAGAAGCACAUGCGGGAUCAUGGCGAUUUGCGCGAUUACAAGUGUGAGAUUUGCGAUAAAUUUUUCAGCGAUUCGAGUAAUUAUAGUAAACAUAUAAAAUUGCAUAAUAAGAAUGCAUAUACUUGUGAUAUUUGUAAGAAGAAAUUUCAAGCGAAGUAUUCUCUUGAGAAACAUAUUGUGAUCCACGACAUGCAGAAACCAAUAUUAUGUACCCCAUGCAACAAGACUUUUUUCUUAGAAUCAGCUUACAAAAAGCAUUAUAAAGUAGUACAUUCGAAGGAGGGACAGACGUACUUAUGUAAGAUAUGCAAAGUAAGAUUUAAGCGUUUAAAAGAUAAGUGGGACCAUUUCUGGCAUGUUCACAAAGAGCGGAGUAUGAAUGCGGAUUGUCCAAAAUGUUCAAAGUCUUAUAGAAAGUUCCGUGAUUUACAAAUGCAUAUGAGGACUGAACAUUUGACACACUUGAGGAAUUCUAAGCCAACAAGAAGCCCGAAGAUGGUUUUAACGGAAGGUGUUAUACAAAAAGAUGUGUAUAAACGAGUAUAUUUAUAA